Molecule: messenger RNA, 2019 nt
Organism: Humulus lupulus (European hop)
Lineage: Eukaryota; Viridiplantae; Streptophyta; Magnoliopsida; Rosales; Cannabaceae
Exons: 3
Coding region: 788-1708 (306 amino acids)
Source: RefSeq, a predicted model, not a curated record
UGCAUUGUUUCCAAUAAACCUUUCAGGAUUUUGUGUCAAAAAAAAAAAAAAAAAAAACCUUUCAGGAUUUCAUUUUCUCUCUCCAAAAAAAGUUUCCCUUCCUCUAAAAAGCUCUCACCCGAAACCCAAAAAUCCUCCUCCACCGUCUGCAUUUCGCCGCCCAGCUCCACCGUUCGGUGCCGUCGCCGCCCCUCUCCACCACUCAUUCUAUCGCCGGCGACUGCGAUUCCUCCAUAGCCAUCUCCAUUGUUGGUAUUUCUCUCUCCAAAAACGGUUCCCUCCCUCUCAAAAACUCUCACCCGAAACCCAUUUUUCCUCCACCGUCGUCUGUAUUUCUCCGCCCAACUCCACCGAUCAUUUCCGUCGCCGCUCGUCUCCACCACUCAGUCUUGUAGUCAUCUCCAUAGCUGACUGUUUUCCUCCUCAAAAACCCGAAACCAUUUCCAUCGCUGAGCCUUCCCUAUCUAAAAUGGCUAUUCUUAGGAGCACCGGUGAGCAAGCCCCCGAGAAGACAAUGAACGGUGGCUCCGAAGGAUCUUCCGAAUGAAACCCACCAUCACUGCCUAGCAUGAGGAAUAAGAGAUCCCGUCCGAGGAAGAAUAACCACGAUCCUCCUGAGAUUUCACAUUGUUCAACCAAGAGGAAGAAGAUUGAGGAAAAGUUGGAGGUGUGCUCGGAGUCCGAUUCAGACGAAGAAGGCCCAUUCGACACUCCAUUGUUAAAGAUUGUGUAUACAUUUGAUCUUAUAAGAGCAAUCAUGGAGAAUCUAUCAAAAUAACAGCUUGCUAUGUUGAGGGAAUCAGCUGUUGGACACCUUAUCGACAUCAAUCCUUUCGUAUAUCAGUCACAACUCCUACACCAUGUGUUUGUGAAAGAGUUUAAACAACCAAGCCUUGAUGAGAUUUGGUUUUGUGUUGGUGAGAAGAGGAUUAGGUUCAGUAUGGCUGAGUUUGGUCUUAUAACUGGAUUGAAGUGCGUUGGAGAUUCUGAUUUCUCAAGUUUUGCUCAAGUUGAAAAUGGGAUGUGUGACAGAUACUUCCCUGACCAAACUGUAAAGUAUGGAGAUAUCAAGGAUAGGUGUACAGUCAAGUAUAAAAACGAUGUUCUGGUUGUGAAGUUUGCUAAAUUGCAUCUAAUUGUCAACUUUUUGCUUUCAAAGGAUAAAGACAAACCUGUUGAUACAGAACUUAUCAAUCUGAUUUGUUCUGAUGAGUGUGAUGAUUUCUCAUGGGGCAAGUUGGCAUUUGAAACAACAUUCCCUUAUCUGAGGAAAGGUGCCAAGGGGAAGAACUUGAAGAACACUAUAUAUGCUAAGAAGUCCAAGGUUCUUAAAGGGAAGAAGCCGAGCUUCCUGUACAAGUUGGAGGGUUGUUCUUGGGUAUUCCAUGUCUGGAUAUAUGCAUGCAUCAAGAAAUUGAAGGAUAAAGACAUUUGUCAAUGCUUGCCAAAUUCACCAUUUCGCAUCUGUAGAUGGAAAAACUCGAGCCUACCAACUGGUUGUUCCUUGGAUAGGAGCAUAUUUGGGUCUUCUAAGUUUGUUGUGGAUAAUUGUAUACCCACAACUGCUGAGAUGAAGAAGUUUAAGCUGAGUCAUUUUCCUUUGUUUCCCGUGCUGCUUCAAUUGAAGAACAUGGUGAUGAUGCAAUCAAGAAUAAGGGUAAAUUACGAACAAAGGGAGGAGCCUCUAGCUCUAUGCAAGAAGAUGUGAGUGUUAGUGACAAUGACUUGAUGGAGCUCUUGGACAAGGUUAAUUUGGCUAUAGGGAAAGUAGAUUCCAUGUCUUUUGCCUUUGAUGAUCUUAAGGUGCUAGUAAAGGAGAAACUAGAUUUUAUGUCAUCUGUUUUUGACGAGCUUAAGCUCCAAGCAACCAAGCGGUUGGAAGAGGAUGAGGUAUCGCUUCAACAUCCUGUUUGGCAUAGCUUUUACUUUUACUUUUAGACAUAAGAAGAGAAGUAAAAGUUUGAGCUUUCUAAUUCAUGUUUGGAUUUAUAUUUUGAAAGAGCUUUUUUCUUUGUUGAA